AUGACCCUCGCGGUGGAUCUUGGCCUUUUCUCCUGGAGUCAGGUGAUGAACGCCCCUAUCGCUGCCUUGGACUGUGGGCACUACAUUACCCAGAAUGCUCUGCGACGACAGCCGGCCCCGGAGCGCUGGGUCGGGGCUGAGGUGACGAACCGAGAAGGCGCGAGAGGAGGCGCUGUGCCCGCUGCACAGAGCGGGUGUGAGGCUCGGCGACGCCGCCCGGGGGACCCGCGCCAGGGCCGGGACAGGGACCGCCGUGCCCGGAGCCCCUCCUCUCCCGCCGCUUCCGGCCCCGCUCCGCCCUGGAGUCCGAUGGCUGCGGCCGCGCGGACGGAGCCGGCUCAGGUUGGUGUGACCUUUGAAGAUGUGGCUGUGUACUUUUCCUGGGAGGAAUGGGGUCUCCUUGAUGAGGCUCAGAGACGCCUGUACCGAGAUGUGAUGCUGGAGAACUUGGCACUUAUAACCUUCCUGGGUUGUUGGCAUGGAGCAGAGGAUGAAGAGACACUUUCUGAGCAGAGUAUUUCUGUUCAAGGAGGGUCACAGAUCAGGACUGUCAAGACAGAUCUGUCUCCCCAGAAGGCCAACCCCUGUGAGAUGUGUGGCUUGAUCUUGAGUGACAUUUUUCACUUGUCUGAGUACCAGGGAACACAUUGUGGGCAGAAACUAUACAUGUGUGGGGCAUGUGAGAAGCCAUUCUAUUACAGAGUAAACCUUCAUCGGCACCAAAAGCAGCACAUUGGAGAGAACCCAUUGAGAAGCGAUGUGAGGAGAGCCUUGUUUGUGGACAGCUGCAAAAUCUGUAUGUCAAGGAAGCCCUUUACCUUUGGGGAAGUUGGGAAGGACUUCCUGGACAGCCCAGGAUUUCUUCACCAACAGGCCACUCACACUGGGGAGAAAUCAAACAGUGGAACCAAGUAUGGGGCUGCCUUUCUAAGGGAAAAAAAUCAUUAUAACUGGGGAGACUGCACAAAAACUUUCAACCACAAACGCACACUUGUUCAGCACCAGAGAGUCCUCACUAGAGAAAGACGUUACAUGUGCAGUGAAUGUGGAAAAUCAUUUAGCAAAAGCUCCCACCUGAUUAGACAUCAGAAUGUUCACACUGGAGAAAGGCCUUUUGAGUGCAGUGAAUGUGGGAAAUCUUUUAGCCAAAGCUCAAAUCUCAUUCAACAUCGGAGAGUUCACACUGGAGAAAGGCCUUAUGAGUGCAGUGAAUGUGGGAAAUCCUUUAUCCAAAGCUCACAUCUCAUUCAACAUUGGAGAGUUCACACUGGAGAAAAGUCUUAUGAGUGUAAUGAAUGUGGGAAAUCUUUUAGCAAAAGCUACAGCCUCAGUCGCCAUCAGAGUGUUCACACUGGAAAAAGGCCUUAUGAAUGUAGUGAAUGUGGGAAAUCAUUUUCCCAAAACUCUGUGUUCCUUCAACAUCAGAGGGUUCACGCUGGAGAAAGUCCUUAUGAGUGCAGUGAAUGUAGGAAAUCUUUUCGCCAACGCUCUGCACUCCUUCAACAUCAGAGAGUUCACACGGGAGAAAGGCCUUAUGAGUGCAGUGAAUGUGGGAAAUCAUUUGGAUAUAUCUCCAAUCUCAUUACACAUCGGAGAGUUCACACUGGAGAAAGGCCUUAUGAGUGUGGGGAAUGUGGGAAAUCAUUUAGCCAAAGCUCUACCCUCAUCACACAUCAGAAAAUUCACACUUGAAAAAGGCCUUAUGAGUGCAGUCAAUGUGGGAAAUCCCUUACUCAAAACUUCAGCCUUAAUAAGGAGAGUUCACAGUGGAUCAAGGCCUUAGGAAUGCAAUGA
Ceratotherium simum simum (southern white rhinoceros) is the source of this 1794-nucleotide messenger RNA. The record is from RefSeq and is a predicted model, not a curated record. Lineage: Eukaryota; Metazoa; Chordata; Mammalia; Perissodactyla; Rhinocerotidae.